UUUUUCCUUCUUUAGGAAUUUUCUGUCCUGAAACCUAGUGUCCUUCCAUUGCUUGUGCCGCCAUUUGAGUCUUUGUGUAGCUUCGCACUUUCUCUCAACGAUCAAACAACGCACUGCGUUUGUUAAUUCAUAUUGGUAAAAUGGAGGCCAGCAUGUCACCGGCUGGUUUAGAUAAAGAGCAGAUAUUUGGAAUAGCUGAAAAGGAGAUGGAAUAUAGGGUCGAACUAUUCAACAAGAUCACCCACACCUGUUUCAAUAAAUGUGUCGACAAUAGGUACAAGGAAUCUGAGCUAAAUAUGGGUGAAAAUAGUUGCAUUGACCGCUGCGUUUCAAAAUACUGGCAGGUGACUAAUUUGAUUGGUCAGCUGCUUGGUUCUGGUAAGCCUGCGAUGUAAUGUAAGAGUACGGUUAUGUUUCCAGUUAGCUACAUCUACCAUAGUAAUAGUUGCUUCCAAGGAAGCGUUAAUUUAAUACUUUGUAAGAUCUUUAUUUUUGUUCAUGAGUGUAUUCUGAGGUCAAUUUUGUCAAGAGAGGAAUUGAUGAUUAUAGAUUUUGAGGUUGUUAAUGGUGAAAAAUAAAAGUAAUUGUAGUCAA
Vigna radiata var. radiata (mung bean) is the source of this 594-nucleotide messenger RNA. RefSeq names its product mitochondrial import inner membrane translocase subunit TIM10-like. Gene Ontology annotation, cellular component: mitochondrial inner membrane. NCBI's taxonomy places the organism in Eukaryota, Viridiplantae, Streptophyta, Magnoliopsida, Fabales, Fabaceae. The record is from RefSeq and is a predicted model, not a curated record. The transcript has 6 exons. Gene Ontology annotation, biological process: protein insertion into mitochondrial inner membrane. Bases 141 to 395 code for a protein of 84 amino acids.